CGAGGGCCCCGGGGGGGCGCAGGAGCGGAGAACAGCGCAGCAAACCCCCGCCCCGGCUCCGCGGGCGGCGGGCGCCUGUCCUGGUGGUGCAUCGCGGAGAGCCAGUCCCCUGCCCGGGCCCGGGCUGGGGGGAAAGGCAACCACCGCUCGGCGAUCCGGGGAGGCACCAUGCGUCGCCUGUUCCUGCUGCUCGUCCUGGUCUGCUGCUGCAGAGGAGAUGAUGCUACUGACAAAACCAGUGAUUCUGGAGAAGCUGUUACCACCUUAAGUACCCAGUCCCCUGUUUCCACCUCAAGAGCAGUGCCUACCACAGCCCUCGUCAGCACCCUGACCACCACCAAAGCUGGUGCCUUAUCCUCCGCUGACACCAGCAUCACUCCUACAACCCUAUCUCCCACCACCACCCUGUCUGGUUCCAGCACCGUGCCGCCCUCCAUCAGUCCUGCAUCACCUGGCACCAAUGUGCCAUCCACCUCUGGUGCUGGCACCUCACCCAAAGCUAGCACCUUGUCCCCCACUGUCAGCCCCCCUCACUCUGGUACAAGCACCUUGCCCCCUGCCAACACCCCAGUAUCAGCUGACACCAGCACUCCAUCCCCUAAAACUAGUGCUACCCCUGAGGGCACGAAGGCAGCGGUCAGCACCGCCACGGGAUCUGUGACCCCUCACAGCAGUGCUACUCCCCUCCCGACAGCUGCCACGGUCUUCAACGCUCUUAGUUCUGCCCCUGCGUCUGCUGCCACCUCCACCUUCGUGACCACCCCUGCUGCUGACGUCUCCAGACCCACGACCUCCAUCCGUGGUUCUUCAGCCACGUCUCCACCUCAGAAGACCAGAACAUCAGAAGGCACCACAGUGCAGAGCUCAGGUGUCCCUGCAGACAAGGAAAACGCCACCCAGCCAGGACACGAGACAGCGACGCCUGUGGCUACUAAGGAGGGUGCCACCACACCUGGGGCAACGACGGUUGCAACCACUCGACAGGCUGGUGGCGUACCACAGGCUGAUGGCAGCCUAUCCUCAACCAUGACAACCAGCACUGUGGUCCCCAUGACAACCAGCACAUCCUCAAGCCACCAUGCUUCAACUCCUGGCAGGAAAGCCAGGCCCUCGGAUGCUCUACUCAACAAUCAGGUCAUUUGUGAGGAACAGCUCUCGUUCAGCGAAUCAGAAGUCGUUCUAACCCUGAAUGAGUCCAGACCCUGCGCCAGCCCCAUCAACGAGACCCUGCACACCAUCCUCUGCACAGCUGCGAAGGCCACAUUCAACCGGAGCCGAGACAGCUGCGUCGUGCGCGUGGCUACUGCCCCGGCCCCCUCCCACCAGAUCGCUGUGCUCGACGUGUCCGUGCAAACCCACACUGUGCCCAAGGAGCUGUUUGAACUGCUGGGGACCAAAAAGGAAGAGUUGCAGAAGGUUGGCAUCAGCAAUGUCACCUACGCCCACAUGCGCCUGGAGGAGGAUAAUGAGGACCGGCUCAGCAUGCCCUUAGUCAUCACCAUCGUGUGCAUGGCCUGCACCCUGCUGCUCAUCGCGGCCAUCUACGGCUGCUGCCACCAGCGGAUCGCCCAUAGGAAGGAUCAGCGUAGACCAGGCCUUAGCGACCCCUGGACUGAUGAAUGGUGCGAGCUGAAGAGUCCUGGAGAUCACGGAACAGCUGUAAUACCAACUUCCUACACACAGCACCGCCCCACUUCUGUGAUCAGGCAUGAAAAGACAGCAACGACUGACGGAAGAGCUCCAGACCAUGGAGAAUGGUUACCAUGACAACCCCACCCUGGAGGUGAUGGAGACCCCCUCCGAGAUGCAGGAGAAGAAGGUGAACCUGAACGGGGAGCUGGGAGACAGCUGGAUUGUCCCCAUGGACAACCUCACGAAAGAGGAUCUGGAGGAAGAGGACACGCAUUUAUAAGCCACAUUAAAAUCUAAAAAAAAAAACCCAAAAAAGCAAAACAAAAACCCCAGGAUGAUUAGAGCCACAAGUGCCGUCAUGCGGAGCACGGAGACACAGAGGUGCCUGGACAGGACUGGAGUUUGCUCUGGCCUGCUAAACCUUGGUAAAUCCGAACCUAUUCCAGA
Molecule: messenger RNA, 2079 nt
Organism: Pelodiscus sinensis (Chinese soft-shelled turtle)
Lineage: Eukaryota; Metazoa; Chordata; Testudines; Trionychidae
Gene: PODXL
Product: podocalyxin like
Biological process (GO): positive regulation of cell-cell adhesion mediated by integrin; cell migration; regulation of microvillus assembly
Cellular component (GO): microvillus membrane; apical plasma membrane
Source: RefSeq, a predicted model, not a curated record